Medioppia subpectinata is the source of this 672-nucleotide messenger RNA. The record is from the annotation of a GenBank genome assembly. NCBI's taxonomy places the organism in Eukaryota, Metazoa, Arthropoda, Arachnida, Sarcoptiformes, Oppiidae.
AGCUCAGAUGUGUUCGGCAGAAAUGUGCCCAAACAGGCCAUCAAGUGUCACAUCAUUAACAUUAAGCCCCGCAGCGAAGAGGCCGACAAACAGAUCCGCAAUAUUAUCUAUAAGCAAGUGUUGGAUAACAAGUGCCGCUAUUUUUGGGAAAAUUACCCGCAAACGCCUAUGAAAGUGAGCAUUGAUAUACCGAUGGACAACACAUACGUCUCUCUAUUAGCAUAUUUAGAGAGUGAGGGACUUCUGGCCACCGAUCGGAACGAAGAGAGCGAAGCUUUGGACGAGUACCUCAACAUUGAGGGCAUUAUUGAGCGGACGUAUGGCUUAUAUCCGAAAGUGUUUGACGCGAACCGCUUUUACGAAGUGGUGAUUGCCUUCUCGUUGACCACGAAAUACGCCUUUUUUAACAUUCCUGAAGUUCAACGACCUCAGGACAGGGAUCGGGUCAUUAACGACGAGCACAAGAACUUCCUCUCCGGACUGGAUGUGAUGCACAAUAAUAUCAAUACAUUCGCACCACUCAAUAGUCCUGCCGAGGGCACUCCAUGUGUGGCCUGUAGUGCCGAAGAUAAGUCCUGGUAUCGGGCGCUCAUCAUCUGUGUUAAGCACACCGAACGUAAAGCUCACGUGAUUUACGUGGACUACGGCAACACGGAAUGGAUCAAUUUCAAA